This is a messenger RNA of Oryza brachyantha (malo sina), 883 nucleotides long. RefSeq names its product membrane protein PM19L. The transcript has 4 exons. Bases 81 to 551 code for a protein of 156 amino acids. NCBI's taxonomy places the organism in Eukaryota, Viridiplantae, Streptophyta, Magnoliopsida, Poales, Poaceae. The record is from RefSeq and is a predicted model, not a curated record.
CCUCCUGAAUCCAGUAGAAACAGUACUACUACGUACUACUGUAGAGUUUUUGCAAGCUCGGUGCGUGGUGAUAUACCCCAAUGGCGAACGCGGGGCUGAAGCCGGUGGCCGGCCUUCUCCUGGUGCUCAACUUCUGCAUGUACGUCAUCGUGGCGGCGGUCGGCGGCUGGGCCAUCAACCACGCCAUCAACACCGGCUUCUUCAUCGGUGCCGGGCUGGCGCUGCCGGCAAACUUCUCGCCGAUCUACUUCCCGAUGGGGAACGCCGCGACAGGGUUCUUCGUCAUCUUCGCGGUGAUCGCCGGAGUCGUCGGCGCCGCGGCGGCGAUCGCUGGGUUCUACCACGUCCGCGCGUGGAGCCACGAGAGCUUGCCGGCGGCGGCGUCCUCCGGGUUCAUCGCCUGGACGCUCACCCUGCUCGCCAUGGGGUUGGCCGUCAAGGAGAUCGACCUGCACGGCAGGAAUGCCAGAUUGAAAACUAUGGAGUCCUUCACCAUCAUUCUCUCGGCGACGCAGCUGUUCUACCUUCUCGCCAUACACGGCGGGAGGUAGACGAAGGUCUUAUCUUUCUGAUUAUAUAUAUGAGCGUGUGAAGGUGAUCAGGGCGGAACGACUUAAUUUGGCUGGAAAUUUGAUUUCACCUGCCGGUUUAUGGGUUAAGUUCGACGGGGAUCCAGAGGAGCAAUUUGUGCUUUGUACGAAUACGUGUGUGUUUUAUGUGCCAGUGUGUGACUAGUGCUGCUAGUAAUUCGUGUAACUACUUGAAUUCCCGUGUGAUUUAUUGAUUAUUUGGAUGCGUUAAUUCAUGCUGUACUCUUGGAUGGUGAUGGUUACCUAUUUUAAAUCCAAUCUGAAUUCUGAACGGGUAUCUCACAGAGACACAA